GCAGCGUAGCCGGCUGGUGGUGACUUACACCGGGGAUCGAGAAGGGAGCGAGGAAGAGCCGGAGGCCACUGGCACUGCGUCUUCCCGGCGGUGUGGACAGGGCGCCCGGCGUUUGCGGCUGCCGGAGAGCUCGCGGUGGCGCCCCCUCCCUCUGGCUCUGGCUGACUUCGGGGUUGGCGCAGGUGGGCAAGGCAGGGCGCCGCAGAUCUCCGGUUCCCACGAAGGCGAGCUCGCUGUCUCUGCGAGGGGGAGGGGCCAUCCUAAAAAUAUGUAAAUAUCCGAGCGCCGACUUCGCGCUGGGGCACCCGCCAAGGUCCCAGCGCCGCCGCCGCAGGGUGUUUUACAUGAAAAUGAGAAGCCUGACACGAUCCGCGCUCUGACUGAAGGCUGCUCGGUGAUUAGCAUGAGACUGGGCGGCUGUCCUGCUUCCUGCCCUUCAGUAGCCAUUCUGCGCGCUCGAGACGGAGCAGCCGUGCCACCGUACGGGGGUCGGUCGGCGGGCUCCGCAUCCUUGGCAGCCAUGGCUCGCGUCGCCGCCUCGGCCAGUAAGUAGGAGCAUGCAUGUGUAGGGGGCACAUGUGUGUCGGCGCACCCACCCACACACGGCACCCCACCCCGAGCCUCGGGAGGAGGAAGAUUGACGAGGCGCUGCAGUCGCGGGGACGACUCGGGUUCUUCCCGGCUUCCGCAGGAGCCCGCCUGCCGCAGCCACGGUCCGCAGAGGCUGCUCGGUUCCCUGUGCACACGCGCCCCCGGCCCGAGCCUCUGUAAUGAAGACUGCCUCCCGAGGACUGCGGGGGAGGCAGAGCCAGCCUGCGCCGGGGACUGCGGGCCGCGCGGCGGAGAGGCCCGAGGGGACAAGACUCGGACGCUGUCAUCCCCACGCCUCGCACUGAGCCACCCGGCGCGGUGGGUCUCCAGCCGCCCCUCCGGCUUCCCGGGCGCCCGAUCCCGGGUCAGCCCCGGAGGCCUCGGCUUCCUCGUUUGCUUGAGUCUUUUGUGCGGUGGCUCACAGUUGGCUAAGCACUCCUGCGCUGAAUCGGGCCAUUGUCUGCGCUCCCAUUGCUUUCACGCUGCAAGUCUCGGCGCCCCCACCCCGCCCGCCCCCUCCCCGCCUCCUCCUGGCCGGGGAGCCUCCUAACGUGCCUUUCCCCCCAGGAAUCUGGAAGCUAUAAGCCGGGCGGAUUGCAAAUGAAGUGUAAUGCAUUGUGGGACGUGUGUAAAAUCGGAGCCUUCGCCGUGGGGGUGUGGGGGGGCGUGGGGAGGGCCGGACCCGCCGCUGGCGGUGUAGACGCCGACGAGGAGGGGCUGGGAAAAUGUGCGCAGAGCCCGCCCGGGUCGUGCCCGCCGUAGACUGAUGAAGCAGCGCGCUGCGCCCCGGCGCUGAGGCCCGGAGGAUCGGGGCAGCAGGUCGCCCUCCCCACCAUGAAGAAGACCCGGAGCACAACCUUGCGGCGAGCCUGGCCUAGCUCGGAUUUCUCGGAUCGGGCCUCGGACCGCAUGAGGUCCCGCAGCGAGAAGGACUACCGCCUGCACAAGCGCUUCCCCGCGGCCUUCGCGCCCCAGGCUUCGCGGGGCUACAUGACGUCAGGUGAUGUGUCACCAAUCAGUAUGUCUCCCAUCAGUCAGUCUCAGUUUAUUCCACUCGGGGAAAUCCUUUGCUUGGCCAUCUCAGCAAUGAACUCGGCGAGAAAACCUGUCACCCAAGAAGCACUCAUGGAGCACCUGACAACGUGUUUCCCAGGUGUCCCGACCCCAAGCCAAGAGAUCCUGCGGCACACGCUGAACACGCUGGUGCGGGAGAGGAAGAUCUAUCCGACUCCGGAUGGCUAUUUCAUCGUGACCCCACAGACUUACUUCAUAACUCCUUCCCUCAUAAGAACUAACAGUAAAUGGUACCAUUUAGAUGAGAGGAUACCUGACAGGUCUCAGUGCACCUCUCCACAGCCCGGGACCAUAACGCCCUCUGCCUCAGGCUGCGUCAGGGAAAGGACAUUGCCCAGAAACCACUGCGACUCCUGCCACUGCUGCCGAGAGGACAUGCACAGCAUGCACGCGUCCACUCUGCAGAGGAAACCUGCCAAGGACUGCAAAGACCCUUACUGCCCUCCCUCUCUGUGCCAGGUGCCACCCACUGAAAAGAGCAAAAGUACUGUAAACUUUUCUUAUAAGACAGAAACUCUCUCAAAACCGAAAGAUAGUGAAAAGCAGUCCAAAAAAUUCGGGCUCAAGUUAUUCCGGCUAAGUUUUAAAAAAGACAAGACCAAACAGCUGGCCAAUUUCUCCGCCCAGUUCCCCCCCGAAGAGUGGCCCCUGCGAGAUGAGGACACGCCGACCACCAUCCCUCGGGAGGUGGAAAUGGAAAUCAUCAGGCGGAUUAACCCGGACUUGACCGUGGAAAACGUCAUGAGGCACACGGCGCUCAUGAAGAAGCUUGAAGAAGAAAAAGCACAGAGGAGUAAAGCUGGGUCCUCUGCCCAUCACAGCGGAAGAAGUAAAAAGAGCAGGACUCACCGAAAGUCCCACGGAAAAUCUCGGUCCCACAGCAAGACGCGGGUGUCUAAGGGAGACCCUUCGGAUGGCUCGCACCUGGAUAUCACGGGGGACAGAGAGUAUGACUUUUGCGAUCCUCUCACCAGGGCCCCCAGGGAGGGCUGCUUCAUCAUCGAACACAAAGGAGAUAACUUUAUCAUGCACAGCAACACGAACGUGAUUGAGUCGCAUUUCCCCAUGACACCGGAAUGGGACGUGUCUGGUGAAUUGGCCAAAAGGAGAACUGAGAUGCCUUUUCCUGAACCUUCCAGGGGAAGCUCCCACUCGAAAGUGCACCGAAGCCACAGCCAUACCCAGGACCGAAGGUCCAGGAAUGAGAGAUCCAACAAAGCCAAGGAGAGGUCCAGGUCCAUGGAUAACUCCAAAGGCCCUCUGGGUGCUUCUUCUCUAGGGACGCCUGAGGACCUUGCUGAAGGCUGUAGCCAAGACGACCAGACCCCCAGCCAGUCCUACAUUGACGACAGUACUUUAAGGCCUGCACAGACCAUUGGUCAUCAAAGGGCUCACAUUUCGUCUACAAGCUAUAAAGACGUGUGUAUUCCAGAAAUAGUCAGUGGCGGCAAGGAACCUUCCAGUGCUUGUAGCCUUUUGGAACCAGGCAAAGCACCCGAGAGUUUGCCGUCCUAUGGUGAACUCAACUCAUGUCCAACAAAAACAGCCACAGACGACUAUUUCCAGUGCAACACCUCUAGUGAGACAGUGCUCACGGCACCAUCACCUCUGGGAAAAAAUAAGGAGGACCAUGACACUCUGACCCUGGCAGAAGGGGUGAAAAAGCUGUCCCCAUCUGAUAGACAGGCCCCCCAUUCCUCCAGGGAGCCUGUAGGGCACAAGGAGGAGUCGCCAAAAGGGCCAGGUGGGGGUCCAGCUGCUUCGGGCGGAGUGGCCGAAGGGAUCGCCAACGGACGCCUUGUCCAGCACCACGGCGCCGAGCCCAGCAGCUUGGACAAGAGGAAAGAGAUAUUCAGCAAAGACACACUGUUCAAACCUCUUCACAGCACCUUGUCUGUAAACAGCUAUCACAAAUCGAGCCUGUCCCUCCUCCGAUCUCACCCGAAGACACCUGCUGACACACUGCCAGGCCGAUGCGAGAAACUGGAACCUUCCCUGGGGACCUCGGCGGCACAAGCCAUGCCUGCUUCCCAGCGUCAGCAGGAGUCGGGAGGGACCCAGGAGGCAUCCUUUGACUAUUACAACGUCUCUGAUGAUGACGACUCUGAGGAAGGGGCAAACAAAAACGCGGAGGAGGAGAAAAACAGAGAUGAUGUGGGCACCAUGCAGUGGCUCCUCGAGAGGGAAAAGGAAAGAGACUUGCAGAGGAAAUUUGAGAAGAACCUCACCCUACUUGCCCCAAAAGAAACCGACAGCAGCAGCAACCAGAGAGCCACCCAUUCAGCCCGGCUCGACAGCAUGGACAGCAGCAGCAUCACGGUGGACAGUGGAUUCAACUCCCCACGUACUCGGGAGAGCCUGGCUUCCAACACGUCAAGCAUUGUUGAAAGUAACCGUCGUCAGAACCCGGCGCUGAGCCCGGCCCAUGGCGGAGCUGCUCCAGCCUUCAACUUCCGAGCAAGCACGGACCCCCCGACAAACGAAGCUGAGAAAUUACAGAAACCUUCCAACUGCUUGCAAGCUUCUGUGACUAGUGUGUGAUCGUCAUUCUGCCUCAGACCUUCUGUCUCAUUCGAUACAGCAAAGUUUACGACACUGGGACUGAUGUUUACAUCUUUGGAAAGACAAGCAUCUCAACCACAGUUUUUGUGUUUACUUAAACUGUGCUGCUAAGUAGGCUAGGGCAAAAAAAAAAAAAAAAACAACAACAAAAAUCUUUAUUUCAAAGUAUUGCUUUUCACAUUUUUGGCUCUGUAGCAACUGAAUAGCAGUAGGGGUGAUAUGUAUACUUUUGCUUCACUAAUUGUAACUGAGCACACAUAGGAAAGUCUAGACACUGUAAGUGUAAUAUGCAUUUUCAAUGUCAUACAGUUGCCAAUUCCAUUUUAAUUGCCACAGAUGCGUGUUGCUCCCAGUCUGUGGCUAAAUGAUGCUGCAGAACUGAUCCUUGACACUUCCAAAAAAAAAA
This is a messenger RNA of Propithecus coquereli (Coquerel's sifaka), 4633 nucleotides long. It is a transcript of the gene STOX2, whose product is annotated as storkhead box 2. NCBI's taxonomy places the organism in Eukaryota, Metazoa, Chordata, Mammalia, Primates, Indriidae. The coding region runs from base 1426 to 4206 and encodes 926 amino acids. The transcript is spliced from 4 exons. Gene Ontology annotation, cellular component: nucleus; cytoplasm. Gene Ontology annotation, molecular function: RNA polymerase II transcription regulatory region sequence-specific DNA binding; DNA-binding transcription activator activity, RNA polymerase II-specific. The record is from RefSeq and is a predicted model, not a curated record. Gene Ontology annotation, biological process: positive regulation of transcription by RNA polymerase II.